AAGGAGCCAUCGAAAUGUUCGGAGAUCCGCCUGAUUUUUCAUACAAUACCAGUCUUCUCUUGCGAAAUGCGAGCAAGGACCAGCUUCUUGGUGUCUGGACUGACGAUUCCUUUACCAAAGGCUGGAAUAAUAAAGAAAGAGCACUAGCUAGAUAUAUAUCAAAUGUAUUAAUUAAAGAACUUGCGAGUGCAGGAAAGCGUGAGAGAGUUACCGACUCAUUUGUAAACUUUCUUUUAGGAGUUUUAGAAUUUAAUGAAUACCCGCUUUCCUUGGAGCUGAAGGCAGAUUGUUAUUUCAGGGUGUACAAUAAAAAGGUGACAUCGGAAACUGACUUUUCUAUAUGGAAGAGUAAUCUAUUUGUGAUAAUUGAUGAAGACAAGCACUUGCAUAACGUUACCAAAAAUACUUGGUGGGGCGAAUGUCAAAUAGCUGGUGAAUUAUUGGCUUCAGCAUUUGUAAACCACGAGGAAAUACGAGGAAGAUAUCAUGCUCAAUCAUUAUUUGCAAUACGUGUAAUUGGGACACGGUUUACGUUUUACAGGGCAGAAAUUGAGUUUAAUUAUCUUAUCAGUCUUUCUGAGGGAUUUCCGACUGACAAAAUGUAUAUAUACAAGUAUCCAGUGGAUCAAAAUACAGAUCAAUUUCCGUGUCUUGAUUAUACAGAUCCUGAUCAAAGAAAAGAGAUCCUAGAAAUUUUAAUAAAGAUAAAAAAUUUCGUUAUUCAAAAUAAAACAGUUUCACGAUAA
Molecule: messenger RNA, 746 nt
Organism: Ambispora leptoticha
Lineage: Eukaryota; Fungi; Glomeromycota; Glomeromycetes; Archaeosporales; Ambisporaceae
Source: the annotation of a GenBank genome assembly